This is a messenger RNA of Saccharomyces eubayanus, 384 nucleotides long. It is a transcript of the gene SRX1, whose product is annotated as sulfiredoxin. Bases 1 to 384 code for a protein of 127 amino acids. Gene Ontology annotation, cellular component: cytoplasm. NCBI's taxonomy places the organism in Eukaryota, Fungi, Ascomycota, Saccharomycetes, Saccharomycetales, Saccharomycetaceae. The record is from RefSeq and is a predicted model, not a curated record. Gene Ontology annotation, molecular function: sulfiredoxin activity. Gene Ontology annotation, biological process: cellular response to oxidative stress. The transcript has a single exon.
AUGUCACUACAGAGCAACAGUGUGAAGCCUACGGAAAUUCCCCUGUCACAGAUCAGGCGCCCGCUGGCGCCCGUGCUGGAUCCACAGAAGAUCGACGCCAUGGUGGCCACUAUGAAGGGCGUCCCUACGGCCAGCAAGACGUGCUCCUUGGAGGAGGCGGCAGCCGCCGCCUCCUCCAAGGAGCUGCCGCCCGUGGACGUGCUGGGCGUGCGUGCUCACGACCAGACGCUAUACUACGCCUUUGGCGGCUGCCACCGUCUGCAGGCCUACGACCGCCGGGCCCGCGAGACUCAGAACGCCGCCUUCCCCGUGCGCUGCAGGGUGCUGCCGGCCACUCCCCGCCAGAUCCGCCUCUACCUGGGCAGCAGCCUCGACAUCGAGUAG